AUGCCUCUCGGGAUUCAUAAUCCGCUGCCAUCGUCUCUGGCCAGUGAAUGCAAGAAGGCGGCCAAAAUCCUGACCUCCUUCGUGGACCCCAGGCAGGCUUUCGGUCCGGAUAAGGUCAUCCCACCAGAGAUUCUGGCUGGCGCAAAGGGCCUUGCCAUUCUCACAGUUUUGAAAGCCGGAUUCAUCGGCUCCGGUCGAUUUGGAUCCGGUAUCGUUGUCGCCCGCCUCGCUGAUGGCUCCUGGUCGGCCCCUUCGGCUAUCGCGACUGCCGGCGCCGGUGUUGGAGGACAGAUCGGUUUCGAGCUGACCGACUUUGUCUUCAUUCUCAACGAUGCAGCCGCCGUUCGCACAUUCUCGCAGGUUGGAACUCUGACACUGGGUGGUAACGUCUCGCUUGCCGCAGGACCGAUUGGCCGAAAUGCCGAAGCCGCCGGUGCGGCCAGCACGAAAGGCGUCGCGGCCGUCUUCUCAUACUCCAAGACCAAGGGCCUUUUCGCCGGUGUCAGUUUGGAGGGUAGCAUGCUCGUCGAGCGGAAGGAUGCGAACGAGAAGAUGUACCAGAGCCGUGUGAGCGCCAGCCAGCUCCUCACCGGUAACAUUCGGCCACCACCCUCCACCGAUGCUCUGAUGCGCGUUCUCGACUCGCGUGCUUUCCAUGGAAGUGCACGCGGUCAGGGUGACUCUAUGUACAAUGACAUGCCUGUUUAUGACGAACGCCACGACGACGUUGUCUGGGAAGGACGACGAGGUGAAGCCUAUGGCCAGAACACGCGACGCAACCGGUCCAACACAUAUGAUGAUGAAUAUGAAUAUCGCGACAAGCCACGCCGCGCGAACACGUGGGCUGACGACGUUUAUGACCGGCCUACAGGAGGUAUGGGACGGUCCCCGACGACUCGUUCUCCCGCCGAUUACGGGGAUAAUUACGGCCGCAGCCGGAGCAAUACCGUGCCAUUCGAGGAGGAUUACUCCUAUUCCGACCGUAAACCUACCCGUCCCAGCGCCCCCAAGCCGGUCUUCGGGCAAAAGACGGGCCAGGGUGCUGGGCUGCGGACCGAUCAAGCGGUCGCAUUGUACACGUUUGAUGCCGACCAGGACGGGGAUCUGGGCUUCAAGAAGGGUGAAAUCAUCACGAUUCUGAAGCGUACCGAGAAGGCAGAAGAUUGGUGGACGGGUCGUAUCGGCGAUCGCGUCGGCAUCUUCCCAAGCAACUACAUCGACACCUCCUAG
Molecule: messenger RNA, 1230 nt
Organism: Penicillium cinerascens
Lineage: Eukaryota; Fungi; Ascomycota; Eurotiomycetes; Eurotiales; Aspergillaceae
Product: SYLF and SH3 domain-containing protein
Exons: 4
Coding region: 1-1230 (409 amino acids)
Biological process (GO): actin filament bundle assembly; actin cortical patch localization
Cellular component (GO): actin cortical patch
Molecular function (GO): actin filament binding; phosphatidylinositol binding
Source: RefSeq, a predicted model, not a curated record